Microdochium trichocladiopsis is the source of this 711-nucleotide messenger RNA. RefSeq names its product poly polymerase catalytic domain-containing protein. The record is from RefSeq and is a predicted model, not a curated record. Bases 1 to 711 code for a protein of 236 amino acids. Gene Ontology annotation, molecular function: NAD+ poly-ADP-ribosyltransferase activity. Lineage: Eukaryota; Fungi; Ascomycota; Sordariomycetes; Xylariales; Microdochiaceae. The transcript has a single exon.
AUGUUCGGGUCGCUCGCGCAGCCUACGCAUCAUGUAUACUCUUGCCUCAAGUACAGGUUGCGGCGGUUGACGGAUCCAACCUCGGCAGAGUGGCGCGACAUCUUCCGAUACCUGCACGGCUCCAACCAACCGGCUCAUAAAAUUCGAGUCGAGGUCCAGGGGAUCUAUGCGCUAUCCAUAGAACCAAACUCGCCAAACGACUAUCAAGAUUGGAUACAUGCCCGCGAGUUAGCACGACUUCAAGCUUAUAGGGUCGAUGAAUCGACAGCAGGAAGAGCGGCACGCCAUCGGAUCGACACGAAACGAUUGCUGCUUUGGCACGGUACUCCCAUACACAAUGUCAUCAGUAUCCUUGAGACAGGUCUUCGCACUCGUCCUCCAAACUGCACGGCCAGGCGGGCCAUGUUUGGGAAAGCAAUAUACCUAGCUGAUGCGUCCAGCAAGUCGGCCAACUAUUGCGGGAGCCAAAACGGCGAAGAGGCGGUCCUCUUUCUGUGCGAGGCUGAUGUGGGGCGAGGCAGAGUGAUGCAUGAACAGCGGUGUCGAGGUGGCGAUAUAAUGAUCCAAGACUCGGAGAAAGAGAAGAGAUGCGUGCAAGGAGUUGGGCUUAACCAGCCAGCAGGUUGGAAACCGAUCAGAUGGCGUAUUGCAGCUGCGCCGGCAACGUCGGCCGGGGAAGUCGAGAUGGUGGGUCGUAACACUUCGCUAUGA